Thyridium curvatum is the source of this 396-nucleotide messenger RNA. RefSeq lists its product as uncharacterized. The record is from RefSeq and is a predicted model, not a curated record. The transcript is spliced from 4 exons. The coding region runs from base 1 to 396 and encodes 131 amino acids. Lineage: Eukaryota; Fungi; Ascomycota; Sordariomycetes; Thyridiales; Thyridiaceae.
AUGUCGUGUAACUUUGAGCUUGAAUUAGAUGGCAUGACUGAGGACCAGAUCAACUGGAUGUAUACUUAUGUCCAGGGCAUUGUCAUACUUAAUGAUAAGUUUGAUAUUCUAGAGGCUUCCCAGAUCAUCAAGCUCCUCAUCAACACAGGCAUCUUCAGCAUCCUAAACUCCUCUAGGGAGGCCCAGCUGGUCUACAAAAUGGAGGAUACCCCACCCAUCAUCCGCGAGUUAUCUAUCCACUGGAAGAAGGCCAAGGCGACGGAGGUCAACUCUGUUAUGCGCAACCUAGGCGACGCCAUCGAGCUCGCCAAGAUGAGAGGCAUAUGGGAGAGGAUGUGCACGAUCCUUACCAACGCCACGGGCAAACCGGUGGACAGCCUCAUUGCGUCUGCGUAG